CCCUAGCCCCUCGAUGUCUCCCUCCUCUGGUCACUCUCACUAAAGCACGAGCGCUCUCAUCUCUCUCCCUGUGGUUCUUUGGAUCUCCCACAGUCGCACUCAAGCUCUCUCCCUCUCUCGUCUCCGGUCUCUCUCACUGCCUUCGGUCUCGCACUGAAGCUGGUCGUCGCACUCUGUGUGAGUCAUCACUGUCUCGCACUCAAUCGCGCUCGCGCGCCUUCCCUGCGCUCGUCAUCGCCGGCAGCAGAAGCUGCAGGUCCCGGGCUGGUCGUGGUUGUUGUCUUCUUGCUUCGAGUCUUGCCGUCAGCUUCCUCCCCGCUGUCAGCUUCCUUCCUGGAACCAGAAGCCCUAAACCCGAUUUGGGUCAAUCGGAUGAAUUCGUGAUCCACCGGUUGAACCACGAUUGGGUCAAUUAUCGGUUUGGUUUUGAUAACUAUGUAUAUACCUGGUCUGGCCUGGCCUGUGUAUACGCUUUUAUAAAUCCUUUCCUUCAAAUGCAGAAGACAGGCAGCGGCUACUCUGUGUGAAGAACAUCUCUUCGAGGAUCGCCUUUCUUCCAACCUUUUCAACCCUUUAUUAUUUAUCAGAAAGAAGAAGAAGGAUGGUUCUAUCGGAGGAGGAAAUCAACAGGCUGUAUAGAAUUAGGAAGACGGUGAUGCAGAUGCUGAGGGAUAGGGAUUACCUUGUUGGGGACUUCGAGAUCAAGAUGAGUAGAGAAGAAUUUAGAAGAAAAUAUGGCGAGAACAUGAAGAGGGAAGACCUUGUCAUCAACAAAUCCAAGAAGGAUAAUUCUUCUGACCAGAUCUAUGUCUUCUUCCCCGAAGACGCUAAGGUUGGUGUCAAGACCUUGAAGACCUACACCAAUCGAAUGAACUCCGAGAAUGUUUUCAGGGCUAUCUUGGUUUGUCAACAGAAUUUAACACCAUUUGCCCGCACUUGUAUCAGUGAAGUUGCUGCAAAAUUUCACUUGGAGGUUUUCCAGGAAGCAGAAUUGCUGAUCAACAUAAAAGAACAUGUUCUUGUCCCUGAGCAUCAAGUACUUACUGAUGCAGAGAAGAAAACUUUGAUUGAGAGAUAUACUGUGAAAGAAACUCAACUUCCUAGGAUUCAAGUUACUGAUCCUGUUGCAAGAUAUUAUGGAUUGAAGCGUGGACAAGUUGUUAAGAUAAUCCGGCCAAGUGAGACUGCAGGCAGAUAUGUUACCUACCGAUUUGUUGUAUAAGAAUUUCCUAAAACGUCCUGACUAUAUUUAUGGUACGAUAUGCCCUCUAUCGAUAGAUAUUUAUGAGAGCUUGAAGCAUGGACAAGGAUAAAGAACCGUGUUUUUCUUUUGGGUGUACUCUUUUUGCUAUCACUUAGAAGUUAUUGUUGAACCUUAGUAGUCAAACUAAGACAUUCUAUACUGCGGUGGUUAGUUUCCAAUGUUCCGCAAAACCUGUCUUUAACUGCACGAAUUCUUUUGGUUGUGCGCUCUCGGUGGAUUAUUCUGAAUAUCGGAAAA
This is a messenger RNA of Arachis ipaensis, 1501 nucleotides long. Its product is annotated as DNA-directed RNA polymerases II and IV subunit 5A. Gene Ontology annotation, molecular function: DNA binding. Gene Ontology annotation, biological process: transcription by RNA polymerase II; transcription elongation by RNA polymerase I; tRNA transcription by RNA polymerase III. NCBI's taxonomy places the organism in Eukaryota, Viridiplantae, Streptophyta, Magnoliopsida, Fabales, Fabaceae. The record is from RefSeq and is a predicted model, not a curated record. Gene Ontology annotation, cellular component: RNA polymerase I complex; RNA polymerase III complex; RNA polymerase II, core complex.